AUGGAUUCGAUAAGGAGAUUCAUAGAAUCGCUAAAAACUCGCCGAAUCCGAAAACCGACAAUCGCUGCAAUCUGCACAACCCUAUUCUCCAACAUCCUCACAAUAGUUGUCAUGAGUACUGACUACUGGGAGCGUACAGACUUUUACCGACUCGAUACGAUACCGAAUUUAUUCCGAAACGAAAGCAUUCUCGAUGAGGGUAACGGUUUUUACAGCCUUAAGCUCUUGAGGGUUCAUAAACUUCCUCUAUCGAUCAUUAGAAACGCUAGCAACAGUUACGGAGAUAACACAUCUACCGCCAACGACAGCUUCACCAGCAACAACAACAACUACAUCAACAACAUCAACAACAACAUCAACAACAACAACAUCCACAACAACAACCACAACAACAACAUCAUGACACCCUUCACAACAACAGCCACAGCAACCGCUACUACAACUUCUUCCGUUGUGACGUCAUCGGCCAGUACGACCGCCGUGACGUCAACAGCACUUCCGGUCAUUCAGGUGGUACUGAGAGCCAGGAGUGGUGGAAUAUGGCAGAUAUGUGACCACAUUACCGAGAAAUUCCGAACCAGCUCGUACUUCGAGGACAUCUUACGAAGCAAUCCGUCGUUCCGGACUUCCUGCUACAACUACAUCAGGGAUUACGAGAAAUCCAACAUGACGGAAAAGGGAAUCGCCAUUAUCAGAAUGCAGAACUCGGCGGUAUCAUGCGUCAUAGUAUGCCUCCUAUGCAUGCUGACAUCCCUCUGCACGGGCAUGUUCAGCAUUUGGCGGGAACAAGUUGCCGUCUGCAUGCAACAAGAUCAACAACAACAAUUUCUAGGUGAUUGCUUAACAAUUGAUGGACCUCUACCACACGAAGUGUGCCAGAAAACCGUUGUACAGAUGUCAUGGUCGAUGAUGCUGGUACAUGUGAAUACGUAUGAAUCGACAAGACGCGUUACAUUAAACGUUGUUGGCAUGCAUUCGAACAAGGUCAUUGCUACAACGGAGCCCGGCAACUUAUCCGCAACACUAUCUUGCUACUGA
This is a messenger RNA of Helobdella robusta, 1038 nucleotides long. RefSeq lists its product as hypothetical. Bases 1 to 1038 code for a protein of 345 amino acids. The record is from RefSeq and is a predicted model, not a curated record. The transcript is spliced from 6 exons. NCBI's taxonomy places the organism in Eukaryota, Metazoa, Annelida, Clitellata, Rhynchobdellida, Glossiphoniidae.